This is a messenger RNA of Pipistrellus kuhlii (Kuhl's pipistrelle), 1512 nucleotides long. RefSeq names its product asparaginase and isoaspartyl peptidase 1 (gene ASRGL1). Gene Ontology annotation, molecular function: asparaginase activity. NCBI's taxonomy places the organism in Eukaryota, Metazoa, Chordata, Mammalia, Chiroptera, Vespertilionidae. The transcript is spliced from 7 exons. The record is from RefSeq and is a predicted model, not a curated record. The coding region runs from base 260 to 1246 and encodes 328 amino acids.
GGCGAUGCGGGGCCGCGCCGCCUGGAGCGUUAGGGCCGCCCGCGCGCGCCCCCUCGCGGCCGCGGCGCCCCUGCAGGCGGGGCAGUUGCGAGCCCAGCGGUUUCCAGACCCGCCGGGCGGAGGGUCUGGGCCCAGCAGGUUCCGAGUCCUGCGGGGCGGCCCGGCCCGUCCCCCAGCCCGGCGUCCGCCUCCCGCAGCGCCCCGGGGCCCGAGCUGAACCCCGCUUUCCUCCCGGAGUGGAAACCCGACCUUGUCCCCGAUGGAACCCUCGAGCGGCCGGGACCCCUGCGGGACUCCCGCGGCCGCGGCCGUGAGCCCGGUGGUGGUGGUCCACGGCGGCGGCGCCUGCCACAUCGCCAAGGACCGCAAGGAGAUGGUGCGGCAGGGCGUGCUGCGCGCCGCCUCCGCCGGCUUCUGCGCCCUCAAGGCGGGCGGCAGCGCGGUGGACGCGGUGGAGUGCGCCGUCAGCGUCCUGGAGGACGACCCCGAGUUCAACGCAGGUUAUGGAUCCGUCUUGAACGCAAACGGGGACGUGGAAAUGGACGCCAGCAUCAUGAGCGGGAAAGACCUGUCUUCGGGCGCCGUGUCUGCCAUCCGCUGUAUCGCGAACCCCAUCAAGCUGGCGCGGCUAGUGAUGGAGAAGACGCCUCACUGCUUCCUGACGGACCGGGGUGCCGCGGAGUUUGCCACCGCCAUGGGGGUCCGCACGGUGACCCGGGAGCAGCUGGUGACGGAGAAGAACAGAAAGCGCCUGGAGAAGGAGAAGCGCGGGAAAGAGGGGAAAGACGCUCAGAAACUAGAGUCACAGAAACACUUGGGCACCGUGGGCGCCGUGGCCUUGGACUCCAAAGGAGACGUGGCCUAUGCCACCUCGACGGGGGGCAUCGUGAACAAGAUGGUCGGCCGAGUGGGGGACACGCCCUGCAUCGGAUGCGGGGGCUACGCUGACAACGACAUCGGGGCCAUCUCAACCACGGGCCACGGGGAGAGCAUCCUGAAGGUGAACCUGGCCAGACUCACCCUCUUCCACGUGGAGCAAGGAAAGACCUUGGAGGAGGCUGCUGAGGUGUCACUAAAUUACAUGAAGUCAAAGGUCAAAGGACUAGGGGGCGUCAUCUUGGUCAACAAAGCGGGACAGUGGGCGGUCAAGUGGACCUCGGAGUCCAUGCCCUGGGCGGCCGCCCAGGCCGGCAAGCUGCACUGCGGCAUCGACCUCAACACGACCACCGUCACCGACAUGCUCUGAGCCCGCUUCCCUGUCCCCCCCGCCCGCCCCCAAGACUGUAUUCCAGGUGCCAGCCUGCAGGUAGAGUACAUUUCCGGGCGUGGAGUCUUAGCUUAAGCAAUUAGAGCUAAACAUGGAAAACCUCUGCCGUCUGUCACUCGUCUGUCGCCUCGAUCAGUAAGCAUGUGGAUGUCUGGUGAGGGCGGUUCCCGAGGGAUGAGAGUGACGCCCACCGUGACAUCCACGUGAGACGGCGAAGACGCCAGCCCCCCGGCCCCCCGGCCCCC